GUUCCCUCUCUACUGAGGACGUGGCAGCCCACCCCCAGUUCUCCAGCUUUCAUACGUCACGACGGAUCAAACAGCUACCGUUUGAUGCAGCUCGGGUGUCUGGAGUCCGUAGCCAAUUCCACUGUCGCCUAUUCCUCCUCCUCUCCUCUAACUUACUCCACCACUGGCACUGAGUUCGCUUCCCCGUACUUCUCCACUAACCACCAGUACACCCCGCUCCACCACCAAUCCUUUCACUACGAGUUCCAGCACAGUCACCCGGCUGUGAACCCCGACGCCUACUCUCUGAAUUCGCUCCACCACUCGCAACAGUACUAUCAGCAGAUCCACCACGGGGAGCCCACCGAUUUUAUUAAUCUGCACAAUGCUCGGGCUCUCAAGUCCUCUUGCUUGGACGAGCAGAGGAGAGAGCUGGGCUGCCUCGAUGCUUACCGCCGCCACGACCUGUCUCUUAUGAGCCAUGGAUCCCAGUAUGGGAUGCAUCCAGAUCAAAGACUCCUGCCAGGACCCAGCCUGGGGCUGGCCGCCUCGGGAGCAGACGAUUUGCAGGGAUCAGUGGAUGCCCAGUGCGGGCUCGUUCUCAAUGGCCAAGGUGGGGUGAUAAGAAGAGGUGGUACUUGUGUGGUUAACCCCACCGACUUAUUUUGCUCUGUCCCUGGUCGCUUAUCACUACUGAGUUCCACUUCCAAAUACAAAGUGACCAUAGCAGAGGUGAAGAGGCGCCUCUCACCUCCUGAAUGCCUCAAUGCUUCCCUCCUGGGAGGUAUUUUGAGAAGAGCAAAAUCCAAGAAUGGGGGACGAUGCUUGAGAGAAAAGCUGGACAGGCUGGGCUUGAAUCUGCCAGCAGGAAGAAGGAAAGCGGCCAAUGUCACUCUCCUAACUUCCUUAGUAGAAGGAGAAGCUUUACAUUUGGCUCGGGAUUUUGGCUACACUUGUGAAACAGAGUUUCCAGCCAAGGCAGUAGGAGAACAUCUUGCCAGACAGCAUAUGGAACAGAAAGAACAGACAGCAAGGAAAAAGAUGAUUCUAGCUACAAAACAAAUUUGUAAAGAAUUCCAAGACCUUUUGAGCCAAGAUAGAUCACCACUUGGAUCAUCCAGACCUACUCCAAUACUAGACCUCGAUAUCCAGAGACAUUUAACACACUUCAGUUUGAUCACUCAUGGCUUUGGGACUCCAGCAAUAUGUGCAGCCCUAAGCACUUUCCAAACUGUCCUUAGUGAAAUGCUGAACUACUUGGAAAAACAUACGGCACACAAAAACGGUGGAGCAGCGGAUUCUGGCCAAGGACAUGCCAACUCGGAGAAAGCCCCCCUGCGGAAAACUUCAGAGGCUGCCGUGAAAGAGGGCAAAACAGAAAAGACAGACUAGUUACAUCAAACAGAAUCUAUUUCCAGAGAAUCUCGCUGCUGAUAUUUUUUUCUAAUAUAUAUAUCAUUGAGGGUGACUAAUCUUCAGUGGACCAAAUCUCUUCCCUCCCUUACCCCUCUAGAAAAAAAAAGGAAAUGAAACAAAAAAAAGGACAAAACAAAACAAAACAAAAAAAACUCAACAAAAAAAGGAAAACAGCAGUGUAAUCGUGUGAUGAAAUUGUCACCUUUUUUUUUUAAAUUUUAUGUUGCGAUAAACUCCUUUUGUGCACGUAUUUUAUUGUUCCAAAUUAUCCUCAUCACAGUUUUAAGCACUUCUGGACUUUGGAGAGGCAACACAUGCUUUUUCAGAAGCUAACUGAUGCACUUUCUCAACCAAACGUGUAGUUAGGGAUCAGGAAGCAUGUCCAAAAUGGGAACAACCACCACCAGCUUUUACGGCUCCAGCAGUUCUCUUGACUUUAACCUUGUAACAAAAGAGUGCCUCUUUCCACUAAACAAACCAAGCCAGCAAUCAAUCCAUCAAUAAAUGUUUUGGAAACCUGAAAAAGGAAAGUCAUGAUGUUUUCUGUCCUGUGUAAUAAUAGCACAUCAUCUGAAAGUGUGGUCACCUCCAGCAAUCAGUGCCUUGGUGGUAUUUUUAAAAUUCCAGAGAUGUAGGCCCCUUUUACCUCUUGCCCCAAAGUCAGGUUGAGUUUCCAAUAGCUUAAGAUGAGAAUCACACAACAUAACACUGAAGUGAGAAGGAGCCUCUGUCUGCCACUACUCACACCUAACAAGUCAAGAAAAUGCCCCACAAUUCGUAGGUUUGGGGUAAAGGAUAAGGAUAAGGUA
Messenger RNA from Phascolarctos cinereus (koala), 2204 nucleotides. RefSeq names its product transcription factor AP-2 delta (gene TFAP2D). Gene Ontology annotation, molecular function: RNA polymerase II transcription regulatory region sequence-specific DNA binding; DNA-binding transcription factor activity, RNA polymerase II-specific. Gene Ontology annotation, cellular component: nucleus. Gene Ontology annotation, biological process: regulation of cell population proliferation; regulation of transcription by RNA polymerase II; anatomical structure development. Lineage: Eukaryota; Metazoa; Chordata; Mammalia; Diprotodontia; Phascolarctidae. The record is from RefSeq and is a predicted model, not a curated record.